AUUUUGGCUUUCUCCUUCCACUGGCUAACUAUUCAGUAGGGAGCCACCGCGAAAGACGAACGUGGAAAUAGAGGCGAGCAGCAUAACAAUACAAGAUUUACAGCGACCAACACAUUAAUUUCAAGAGGAAAGCAGAAAUGGACGACUCUACCCGACUGGAAUUGACUAAAGCCAAACUGCUAGUUCUCCGACGGAAGAAUAAAUCAUUGCUUGAAAUCGCAGCUAAAAAUAUAGUUGAUAAUCUCAAUAUCUACGUCGAAAAAGAACAAUUGAAAAAUCUGCCUUUCUGUAUGCGCGAGGCUGUGUUGCGAGAAUUGUUGAGUCGGCGUAUUAUUUUUCCGAAAGAAAAAUUAUGCGCCACGGAAUUUGGUAAAAAGCUGAAUGGAUUCACAACAUUGCUACAUCCUCAGACGAGAGAUAUUGAUCUUGAUGGCCUGAUGUCCUUCUGCCCCUCAACCUGCAUCGAAGAAGUGUGCACAAGGGUUGUGCAACUGAUUGCAGCUCGCGCUCCAAACGUCCAGUCUCUUUCUUUUGGAUUCAUGGGGAGUUUAUAUAUUGAUGAGACAAGGGUAGCAGCAAUUUGCAGACUAAAAGAGCUAAAAAACCUUGACAUUUCAAAAGUUAUUCUUCAAUAUCGAUACCUGACUAUCAUCUGCAAGAGACUCAAAAAAUUGGAGCAAAUUCAACUCAGAAGUGUUGAAAAAUUCCCCGUGGACUAUCUUAGCAAGGACAAUGCAGUCAGCGACUUCAAGCGGUGCUUCAAGCGGCUCAAGGUUUUGAAAUUCAGAAAACAUCCAACCCAGCCAGGGCCGAUUGUUACUCUCUUCAGACGCAUUUGCAUUAAACACCUACCGAAGUUACAGUACGUAGAUUUCUUUGAAUCAAGAAAAUCGGAUUACACACAUGAAUCUCUGCUGGAAAUUGAGCUUCCUUCAGAGACGUCAUCCUUGAGGCAUUUGCACACAGCUCCGACUCCGCUCCCACUUGGUGAGGCCUUUCCUCACCUCACUCAUCUCACGGUUCAAUGGUUUCGAGGGAGGCUGUACCAUUUCAAUGAAAUCGACUCACUAUUGCAUUUCACCAAAAUCGAAGCCCUGAUUCUAGAUGAUAUUCCGUCCGCGGAAAUCGUAGACCUAUUCUUGAAUAAAUACGGAAAGGAUCUACGAGAGCUGAAAAUAUUUUCCAUGGACUUGGAAUUGCAAUUCAAGAAAAUCUUUGGAUGCUGUCCCAAGUUAGAAAAACUCACCGUGCAAGGUGCUCUGAUGACUGACGACUCUGAAUCAAUUCAAUGUUUCGCCAAGCUGAGAGAAUUUGAUUGGUUACCUAUGAAUGGCAUGUCAGGAAACAGUACUCUGACGCUGUCAAACAUUCUGUCCGCACCCCUACUAGAAUCGGUAGUAAUAAAUUUGGACAUGUAUCACGACGUCGACCUGGCAGACCUCAUGAAAGUUUCGUCUCUGAUCAGCAACAAGAGUAUUCUGAGUCGUGCCAAAACCUUGAAUUUCCACAUAAAUUUGGAACGCAUGACUAACCCGCAUACAGAAGUCAUUUUGUUCAGAGCAGUGAGUGAAAUAACCAAAAACGCAUGUGCGUUUCUCCCCAAUUGUUCGAGCUCUCGCGUCAACCUCAAGUUACUUUAUAAUAUUAUAAGAAGUUUGGAGUUAAAUGGCAGGUAUGACGUCGAACCUCCCUUCAAUGCGAUUCAUGAGGCAUCGAUUUACAAGUCCCUCGGAGAUGCAAACCUCGCCAAGUUCGCAUACGUUUGCGAAAUGUCGCAACUUUAAUACUUAUUUUGACGCAAGAUAAAUUUAGUUUCUCCCAUCUCUGCGAUUAUGAGUAAAAGUUGUUUGCUAGGAUUAAUAAAAUCUAAUAAUAAUUUAGUAUUAAAUCUUAUCGAACUUAAAAUGUUGUUGUUCAUAGUUCUUAAUAACCGUACGAAAUUAUGCAGGAAUAUUUGGCUGUGAUUGAGAAUUUGUAAUUUUGAAUUUUUUAAUAUGUUUUCUCAAUAAAAUCCAUUUAUUCCAUCAA
Messenger RNA from Cloeon dipterum, 2028 nucleotides. RefSeq lists its product as uncharacterized. The transcript is spliced from 6 exons. The coding region runs from base 138 to 1784 and encodes 548 amino acids. Lineage: Eukaryota; Metazoa; Arthropoda; Insecta; Ephemeroptera; Baetidae. The record is from RefSeq and is a predicted model, not a curated record.